Messenger RNA from Trichoderma gamsii, 1770 nucleotides. RefSeq names its product 2-isopropylmalate synthase. The transcript is spliced from 3 exons. Gene Ontology annotation, molecular function: 2-isopropylmalate synthase activity. Gene Ontology annotation, cellular component: mitochondrion. The record is from RefSeq and is a predicted model, not a curated record. Lineage: Eukaryota; Fungi; Ascomycota; Sordariomycetes; Hypocreales; Hypocreaceae. Gene Ontology annotation, biological process: L-leucine biosynthetic process. Bases 1 to 1770 code for a protein of 589 amino acids.
AUGCCCAUGCUCAAGGAACCGUGGAAGAAAUACAAGGCGUUCCCGCCGCUGAACCUGCCUGAUCGCCAAUGGCCUUCAAAAACCCUCGACAAGGCGCCUCGGUGGCUGUCCACUGAUCUGCGCGAUGGCAACCAGAGUCUGAGCGGCGAUGAGAAGUGGCGCUACUUCAAGAUGCUGGCCGACAUUGGCUACAAGGAGAUUGAGGUUUCCUUCCCUUCCGCCUCGCAGACCGAUUUCGAUUUCACACGCCGCCUGGUCGAGACGCCCGGCACUGUUCCCGACGAUGUCUGGCUGCAAGUCCUGUCACCCUGUCGCGAGGACCUGAUCAGGCGCACCGUCGAGUCCAUGAAGGGCGCCAAAAAGGCCAUUAUUCACAUCUACCUCGCCACCAGCGAGUGCUUCCGAAAAGUGGUGUUCAACUUCUCCCAGGAAGAGACCCUGGAGCUGGCCACGCGAUGUGCGAAGCUGGUUCGAUCUCUGACCAAGGACGACCCUUCUACGGCCGGCACCGAAUGGGCCUUUGAGUUCAGUCCCGAGACUUUCUCUGAUACCGAGCCCAACUUUGUCCUUCAAGUCUGCGAGGCUGUCAAGGCUGCCUGGGAGCCUUCGGUGGAAAACCCCAUCAUCUUCAACCUGCCCGCCACGGUUGAACUGGCAACUCCCAAUGUAUAUGCCGACCAGAUCGAAUACUUUUGCCGAAACAUUUCGGAGCGUGAGAAGAUUUGCGUUUCGCUCCAUCCUCACAAUGAUAGAGGUACCGCCGUGGGCGCCGCAGAAUUAGCACAAAUGGCUGGCGCAGACAGAGUCGAGGGCUGCCUGUUUGGCAAUGGCGAGCGGACGGGCAACGUCGACCUGGUCACUCUGGGCCUCAAUCUCUACACACAGGGCAUCCACCCAAACAUUGACUUUUCAGAUCUCGGCAGCAUCAUCGAUAUGGUCGAGACUUGCAACAAGAUUCCUGUACACCAGCGAGCUCCGUACGGUGGCUCCCUGGUCGUGUGUGCGUUCAGUGGCUCUCACCAGGACGCCAUCAAGAAGGGCUUCGAACUUCGGGAGCGCGAGAACAAGGCCUUCGACGACGAGUGGCAGAUGCCCUACCUGCCGCUGGAUCCUGCGGACAUUGGCCGUACAUACGAGGCCGUCAUCCGUGUCAACUCACAGAGCGGCAAGGGAGGCGCUGCGUGGAUCAUCCUGCGUGGCCUGUCGCUGGAUCUGCCGCGCGGUCUGCAAGUCGCCUUUUCCAAGGUCGUCCAGAAGAGAGCCGACGAGCUUGGCCGAGAGCUGCUGCCCUCUGAAAUCACAGAGCUCUUCGAGCAGACCUACUUCCUCAGCAACAACCCGCGCUUCAGCAUCGUCGACUACAACAUCUCCACCGACAGGUCCAGAUCGCCCGCGCCCGCGGCGCCUGGCAAGACGCCCGUCACAAAGGAUUUCAUGCGUGUGUUUAGCGGUGUGAUUUCCGUCGACGGAAGGGAAUUCAAGCUCGAGGGUCGCGGUAACGGUCCUAUUUCCAGUCUGGCCAACGCGCUAAGAGGCGUUGGUGUCAACUUGGAUGUCCAGGACUACAAGGAGCACGCUAUCGGUAGGGGUCGGGAUGUCAAGGCUGCUACGUACAUAGAGUGUACGGCGGCUGGAAGCAACAUGAAGGUGUGGGGAGUGGGUAUCCAUGAAGAUGUGGUACAGAGUUCUCUGAUUGCUCUUUUGAGCGCGGCUAGCAACGUGAGUUUUUACAUUCUCCUUCUCUUUUAUUUUGUUGAGACUUUGUGCUGA